Lolium perenne is the source of this 2343-nucleotide messenger RNA. Its product is annotated as anthocyanin 5-aromatic acyltransferase. The record is from RefSeq and is a predicted model, not a curated record. Lineage: Eukaryota; Viridiplantae; Streptophyta; Magnoliopsida; Poales; Poaceae.
CAUCGGACAGGACAAGAAGCACCGCAAGUCUGCAACGGUGGCACCACCCGCUGGAACACGCAAGCUAGCGAACAAGCAGACAGCUGCGUGCCGCACUGCCGCCUCGUAUCUAUCCGGUCUCUGGCUCUCUGCUAGAGCUAGCAAGUGCCAAGCAAGCGACCGAGAAGAUGCCCCCUACUAUGGUGCGUGUGCGUCCCAGGAAGACCUCGGCCAUCGCUCUCCCGGCCGGCGGCGCGCCGCUGCCGGAACCGGGUCGGAGAGUCCCGUUGUCUCCCUUCGACGCCUACUGGGUGACUCUGCCACCUGUCCGCCGCGUCUUCCUCUACCGCUCUCCGCCCAGCCUACUGCCGUUCACGGACGUUGUCGCCGCCCUCAGGUCCUCCCUUGAGCGGGUGCUCCCGGCCUUCCACCCGUUCGCCGGCGUGCUCACCAGCUCGCCGGACUCACAGGAACUGUCCAUCGUACUCCCAGAUGGGGAGGGCGCCUGCAGCGUCGCGCUAAUCGAGGCCGAGACGGACCUCGAGUUCGACAGGCUCGUCGAGGAGUACGACGAGGAGGCGCUUCGGCAGCUUGCUCCGGACAUCCGCCGGGACGAGCUCCCGGCGCCCGUGAUGGCGGCGCAGGUGACGGAGUUCGUCGGAGGCGUGGCGGUGGGGGUGGCAGUGCAUCACUCGGCGGCCGAUGGGCGCGGCCUGUGGCGGUUCUUGGAGAUGUGGUCGGCGGCCGCGGCCGGUGUCAUGGAGGGCCAGGUGUGGCCCGUGUUGGUCGGGCCGGAGCCUCUGCAUGACCGGAGGCUGGUGCGGUUCGACGGGGACGACGACCUUGCCAGGUUAUUCUUGCGGCAACUCGCGCCGGACUUCCCUCGGGUUGCUCCGAAGCAAGAUGCCGCGCGGGAACGCGAGCGCUGUCUCAGCCGGCGGACUUUCACGUUCGCCGCGUCUGCGGUUCAGCGCCUCAAGCAGCGUCUGGCCGGCGCCGUGAACACGUGCAUGCCACCGUCAACAUUCGCGGCGAUGGCGGCGCAUGGGUGGGUGUCCAUCGCGCGGGCCAGGGGCUUCACCGACAACGCCCUGGUUUUCGCCGUCUUUCUCGCCGACUGUCGGGCACAUAUGUCGCCGCCGGUGCCGGGCGCAUACGUCGGCAACUGCCUCGCGCUCUGCACGGCCUCUCUGAGUGGGUGGCAGCUCGCGGGACCGGAUGGGCCGCCCAUGGCGCUCCUGGCCAUACAGGAGGCCGUCGCGGAGGUGAAGCGUGACCCGCUCGGCGACCGCGUCCGGUGGUGCACCAAGUUUGCGGCCAUCCCGCCGGGCCGCGCGGUCAUUCUGGCAGGGUCGCCGUGGUUCCCCGCGUACGGAGUGGACUUUGGGUUGGGGAGGCCGGCGAGGGUGGAGCUGGCUUCCAUGAACCACGACGGUGAGAUGGUGCUCGUCGCCGGGAGGGAGCGCGGCUCGGUGCAGGCGUCGGUGGCCAUUGCUGCGGACAAGAUGACGGUGUUUCGUGGUAUGUUUGAAUUGGAGUGUGACCGUGCGUCGGCCAUGCCAGUGUCUGAAUCGGAGUAGAGUAGUUCGUAUGUAAAGCUGUAGCUCGAGGGAAUCAGACGGAGCUUGGACCGUCCCUAUCUCCCGCUACAGUGUUAGAUAGGCGAUUUGUGAGAGCAGCCAGUCAACCCGCCUCGCUCGCCGGAGAUCUCCGGGUUCCCUCGCCUCCGACGGCCGCCUCGCCGGCGGGAGGUGGGGGAAACCGUAGAUCCCGGCCUGUACAUAGCGCAGGGUUAGGUAGGCCCUCGGCCGGCGGCGCCAUGGAGGAGAAGGUGGUGUCGGUGGAGGUUUUGGUGUCGGUCUGCGUUCCCUCUCGCGGUGGCGCUCUGCGGAGCUUCGUCGCGCCGCGGCUGGCUUCCUCGAGGCCGCCGGUCUUCGGAUCUGUCGGCUUCGCAGUGCCCCGACCGGUUCCUUGGUGGCGGGGGAUCCGGAUGUUGAAGGAGAUCAAGGAGAAGAUGGCGUUGACUCCCAAAGCGACGGCGACGACGUUCAGGCGAGUAGGGUCUUUGGGCCCGGCGAUUGGCGACUUCCCGGCUGCCUCGGGGCUGGCUCCUAUCCAAGGCGUGAAGCGGAGCAGCGGCAGCGGCGCGUCACCGACGGCUCCAGCGCGCUGUCCUCGUCGGGACCUAGAAGAAGGAGUUACUUGUAAUUUCCUUUUUUGUCUGGGUCUUUCUGUAAGAACUUUGGGUUAAUACUAUCUCCUCCUUUCGCGAAAAAAAAAAAAAGCUGUAGCUCGAUCAUGUACAUUUCAGUGUUCCACAUCAGCGGUGGCUUUCAAUAAAGGAUUUAUUGGUUUUUGCUGCUA